This is a messenger RNA of Zootermopsis nevadensis, 2432 nucleotides long. Its product is annotated as aprataxin and PNK-like factor. NCBI's taxonomy places the organism in Eukaryota, Metazoa, Arthropoda, Insecta, Blattodea, Termopsidae. Gene Ontology annotation, cellular component: nucleus; site of double-strand break. Gene Ontology annotation, molecular function: DNA-(apurinic or apyrimidinic site) endonuclease activity; 3'-5' exonuclease activity; protein binding. Gene Ontology annotation, biological process: double-strand break repair. The record is from RefSeq and is a predicted model, not a curated record.
AGAAUACGUAUGAAAAAACGCCUAAAUAUGUUUUUUUAAUAAUCUGAUUAUAUAACUAUCGAACCUCAAUAGUUUAACAUACGCUGUACUGUAAUACAGUCAUUAAUAGUGGUAAAUGUAGAUGUAUACAAGAAGCCCUUUUCAAGAAAAUGUUUGUCAAUAUUGUGAUACGCAGCCGUGGUGCGUUUCUUAAUUUCGUUGGCAACCUUGUGGUCAGUAGUUUGUUUAUGGUGAAGAUUUGUGUACCAAAAACGACGAUAUAAGGCUGGCUAAAAUUGUCAAAAUUUCGUGCAGCUGGUUUUUUAAUUACUGCUGUGAAUUUUUGUUGGAUUCAGUCUGAAGUAUAGUGAAAUGUUUUAUAUCACGACGAAGUCAGCAACAUGAAGAAUAUUUGCUUAGUACGGCAGGAUGAGAAAGCAGGGGAAUUAAACAUUGCCCUGGGAGAGGCUACCAUUGGAAGGGGCCCUCUUAUUGGUUGCACUGAUAAAAGGGUGUCCCGUCAGCAUGCUCGAAUGAAGUUGUCUGAGGAGGGCGAUGUGAUCCUUGAGGCAAUUCAUACCAAUCCUUUCUUUUAUAUAAAAGGAGAGAAGCCACCUGUUGAAGUUAGCAAAGGUGAUUUUAUAAUCAUUAAUGAUGGUGAUGAGUUUACACUUCUGCCAGACAGCUAUCGGUACCGUAUUAUUAUACGCUCCGAAACUGGAAGUGACCAGAAUGGCCACGUUGAAGCCGAACAGAGUACGACUGAAGCACAAGGCACACGCCAAAAUCACAAAAGACAUUUACCAGCAUGGAUGUUAAACCUCACUAAAGAUGGCUUAUGUAAUAAUAACAUCAAAAUGCCAAGUUCCUCAAAAGUCUCUACAAGUCGACGAAAGAGGGAAGAUGUCAUAAAACAUGAGAACGCAGUUCAAAAGAAAGUAAAAGUGGACUCAGAGGACAGUUCUGGAUCAGAAAAGAAUAAGAGGUUAAUCGGUAACGAUAGUAGUCUUGAUCGUGAUGUGUCAGAAAGUAAAUGGGAACCUCAGCAGACAAAAUUUCAUGAAAUGAGUGAUGAUGAGGAUGGUGGUACUACUGAUGGGCAGAAAGUGGAAGCAGAGACUGGAGGACCCAUUGAGGACGAACCAAACACUACAACCCAGACAAGUGAUUCAAGCGUCAGUGUCACGCAACAUGAGACAGCAAAAGUACAAAAGAAGAAGUGCGUAUAUGGAGCAAAAUGUUACAGAAAAAAUCCACAACAUCACGAUGAAUUCAGCCAUCCUGGAGAUCCAGAUUAUGAUGAUGACCUCCCAGAAUGUCCGUACGGUAUAACAUGUUACCGCAAGAACAAGCAACACAGGCUUGACUUCAAACACUCUACAAGACCAUGCAGGGCAAAAAGGCCACAGACCAAAAACCAAAACUCUGACAAUGAGGAUGAUGAUGAUGAUGAUUAUGAUGACCCAUUCCUAAAUGAUGCAAGUUCAGAUGACUACCAGCCUACAGGUAGUGGGUCGGACAUUUCAGAUAGAACAAGCUCAGGAGAUGAGGAAUCGGAUGCCAGGAGGAUGAUGAAGGAAGCUAAGACAUUUAUAAGAAAGAAAAAAUGAACAUGAUCUCCAUGUGCACACCUGUUUUCAAAAAGUGUAAAUUGCGACUGUGAAUUGUUUUUUUUACUUGUUUAAAAUUUUCGUUUUCUGUGGAGCAGUGCUUAGGCAAGAGAGCCGGCUGGCAAGAUGAUGUACAGAGGUUGCUGUUGGCGCGCUUGAUCACAAAACUGCCAAUUAAUCAAGAAAUUACUUUAAAAGCUCCUGAAAAUGAGGCAAGAUGAUCAAUAAUCAGACUAGGAGGAGGUCUACAGGACACUGUGUUAAUCGUGUUUGCCAGUACUGUAGGGAGAAACUACACCCCAUGGUUAUCAGAGGAUUGUACGGCAAGAGGACAUAGGAGAUACUCACUAGCCUAGCAAUUUUGAGUUUUAUAGUAAGUAAUGGAGGUAAGUGUCCACUGACACACACAAACAAGCCAGUGGUUACUAAGCAUAUUAGUCUAAUAGUGUGUGUGUUAGAUCUGUUAGUCUGGCUAUGGUGAUUGGUAAUGCAGCAAGUUGAGAAGACUGAAGUGUUAUGGCCAGAUCUGGAACAUCCCUUCAGAUAUAAAUAAUGUAAACUCUUCCUUGGGCCUGUUAUCCAAAGAACACAGAGUAACAGUUGACUGUAAGGUAAUGAAGAUCAUGAAAUUAUACUGGAUUAUAUCAAAAAGUUUCAUAUAGGUGAUAGGACCAAAAAUAUAUCCUGCAGACUCACUGCUGUGAAAACCUCAAAUCCUACACCAAAAAUAUAAUUCUGCAGGGAUGAAGUUCAUUUGACUGGUAUGAUGGAAUUAUUGAAUUAGCAACUGUCAGUUACAUUUAUAUACCAACCACUUUAAUAAACAUUCUUUUAUUGUUUCUA